Molecule: messenger RNA, 1377 nt
Organism: Penicillium salamii
Lineage: Eukaryota; Fungi; Ascomycota; Eurotiomycetes; Eurotiales; Aspergillaceae
Source: the annotation of a GenBank genome assembly
AUGCGCUGGAUUUCGAUAUCGCUCCUGGCUGCAGGUCUGAUUACAGAUGUGUUUGCCAGCGUGCAUCAUUACCAUGCUCAUCGCCACCGUCAUCACUUGAUGCAUCAUGGACCGAAGCUAGAUUCAAGGGAUUUGGCCCAAGACAAUGUGCAAAACAUACCCGAGGAUGUGGUGGUGUCCACCACGCUCACGACAACGACAACCAUUUACGGAAAAUGUGCGCCAACCAGUACCGUCUCGACAACGCUGGAAACUAUCAAUGCGAAGCCUGAGCCAACGCAAAAGUUCAACCCCGAGCAUGAAUACCCCCAGCCACUGUGGAAUCCAUUUGGGUCAAACACAGAACCGACCAGUAUAAAGCCUCAUCUCCCCGAACCGGAGCCCACAUCUACGACCUUCAUCACAAAAACAAUCCACAAGACGGCGACAGACACAGUGGUAGUCACUGUAUACCCAGAAGAUCGUCCCACAGCACUACCAAACCCACCACCCAGACCCCCAACAGACAAGAUCUCGCUAGCAGACACGCUUCCGCAGGAUUCCUCAGAAGAGAAAGUAGCAGGGAAGGAACCACCCAAACCAGCACCACCAAAGCCAGCACCACAAAACAACAGUCCUGUCAAUGCAGUCCUCGACUUGCCCGGCCAAGUCCUGCCCGACAUCCCCGUUGUCAACCAACUCAUCCCCGGCCAAAAGCCCAAACCACAUCCCCCAAGCCCGGUCGAUUGGACAGCCACGCCACCAAAAGGCGAUUUCUCGCUGAAAGGGUUCGGCGGCCGAACACCCGGCAAGGGCAAUGAAAUUCACUAUCAUGGCAACACUGGCAAGCCAUGGGGUAGCAACAUAAUAAUGAUCGAUAACUUCGAGGCCCACCGGUUCAAAUACGUUGUAAAAUUCAGCGGCUCAAACGACAAGCCCUGGACAGUCGUUGUGUGGAACAAGAUCGGACCAGAUGGGAAACUGGAUGGAUGGUACGGACACUCAGCCGUGACAUUCACUCUCCCACCUGGAGAAACAAGAUACGUUGCCUUUGACGAAGACUCAGAGGGGGCAUGGGGUGCUGCGCCAGGCGAUCAUCUGCCGAAAGAUAAAUAUGGCGGAUACUCAUCUACAUGGGGCGAAUUCUCAUUUGGGGACGGUGAAAAUAAUGGUUGGUCUGGGUGGGAUGUUUCUGCUAUUCAGGCUCAGAUUGCGAAGCAGCAUGUGCAGGGGAUGUCGAUUUGUCAGGCUGAUGGGAAGGGGUGUUCUGUGAUUACGCCUGGUGCGAAACGGGUGGUGGAUGCUUAUACUGAGGCGGAGAAGCAUAAGGAUGGUAUUGGGGGUGCGGCUUCUCCUGGGCCUGUGAGGUUGGAUGUUGUACUUGAUUAUCGUGGGUAA